CCUUUGACAGAUCGUGACAAUGAAGACCACUGUGAAAUCAAAUCUGAUUCUGAGAAUCGUGGCUUUGGGGUUUUCUCUUAUCUCAUUAGUUCUAAUGGUAAUCAGUAGCACCAAUUAUAAAUCUUCACUCAGUCUUGAGGACUACAGCACAAGCUUCGAAUACCAUUUCAAUAAUUACAAGCCAUUCAGAUAUGUUAUAGUUGCUAACGAGUUAAGCUGUGUCUAUUACACUAUACGAAUUAUUCAAAUUCUUGCUGGCCUGUCUGGAGGAUAUUGUUACUAUCUAAGCUUUAUCUUCGAUCAGGUGAUGACCUACAUAAUUUUAUCUAGUGCUUCCUCGGGCAUAGGCUGCAUAAUGUUAACAAAAGAAAUCUUUAGAGCGGGAGAGAUAUAUGAUAAUAAUGUGAAAAAGUUUCUCCUGUAUGCAUCAGCAUCUGUGAGUAUGCAACUUAUGGGAUUUGUGGUGAUUGCAGCCUGUGCAGUUAUGUCAGCCUACAGCCUCUCCUGUUACUUGUAUACCACAAUUUUGUGUAAUAUUGCUGAUCAGGAAAUCCGUGCUCACAAUAUUGAUAUUAAGUAGUAAGGAAUUAGAGCCCAGUUCAAAUUUCUUUCUACUUUUACAGGGACUGAUUUCAAAUCAGUCUAU
Cryptomeria japonica (Japanese cedar) is the source of this 646-nucleotide messenger RNA. RefSeq names its product CASP-like protein 4A4. The transcript has 3 exons. Lineage: Eukaryota; Viridiplantae; Streptophyta; Pinopsida; Cupressales; Cupressaceae. The record is from RefSeq and is a predicted model, not a curated record. Bases 20 to 580 code for a protein of 186 amino acids.